AUGGAAGAUACUAUAGCAAAUAUGAGUGAAGAAAAUUUAAAUUAUAUUAAAACAUGUAUCGGAUAUUCCUUGGCGAAAUCCAUGCUAUAUGCAAUAAAGACAGACACAGAAGACCCUUUAAAUGUUAUAAGCCAACAACUAAAAAACUUUACAACCUUCAAUGAAGACAAAAAAAAAAAAAAAAAAAAAUUCAUAAAAAAAAUUAAUUCAUAUCAUAUUAAAAUACAUGAUGAAAUAAAUAAAAAUUUUACAAAAAAUAGUAUUAAAGAUUUAUAUGAAUUUGGGAAUAAAAAUGAUGGCACUUUAUUCGAAAAACUGGGAAACUUAUUAAAUAUAAUUAAAAAUGUUUUGGAUGCUGAAAAUGUGUAUAUUGGAAAAAUGCAUACAGAGAUAGAAAAUGAAAAAAAGACGGGGAAAAAAAAAAAAAAAACGCAUAAAAAAAAUAUCUUGAAAAUUCUUUUUACUAGUGAUAAGUGUAACAUAAAAAACGAAAUGGUGCUUAAUGAAAUCCAAUUUGAAAGCAUAUUUAAACAAUUUGCAGAAACAAAAAGAGAUCAUUUUUUUUUUGAAAAAAAUUAUAUAUUUCCUAACAUUAUAAAGGAAAAUUAUACUUAUGACGAAUUAAGUGAAAAUUUAUUUCCAAAUAUAAAACUUUUUUACGAAAACAAUAACCGUUUGAAAAUCAUAAAUAAAAGUGAUUUCAAACAAACUGAAAAUGAGAACCAUAAAAUAGAAAAUGAUGAUAUUUCCGAAUUUGGAAAUGAUAGUGUUCCAAAUUCUGACGAUUCGAAUGAACUUAACUCAGACAAAAAUACAGAAGACAAUUCCUUACAUGAGGAAGAGUCAAUUAAUGAAACGAGUGAUGAAGAAGAUGAAGCGGAAAAAAAUGAAAAAGAAAAUGAGAAAGGAAGUGAUUUAGAUUUAUUAGAGAAAGAAAGUGAGAAAGGGAAUGGCGUAGAGUUAUUAGAGAAAGAAAAUGAAAUCAUAAAAGAAUAUGAAAAUUUUGACGAAAAAUUAAUUAAUACUUUAAAUAUGAAUCUAACAUAUAAAUGUACAUACAUAUAUGAAAUUAUGGAAAUCGAAGAAUCGUUUUUAUAUGAAUAUAUGGUUCCUGGAGAUUUUCUUGCCAUCCCAUUAAUAUAUUAUUCAUGUUAUAAUCUUAAUUUUUUGAAUUAUUUAUAUAACAUGAAAAAUAAACCGGAACAGCCAACAUCCAAUAGUUUAGAAAGCAUAGCAUGUGUGGCCCAGGAGGAUGAUGGCUUCAAAUUGGUAAACCCUGAAGUAAAGGAAGAAAAAAAGACAAAUUGGAUAGUUGAUUUAAAAGAAGAAAAAAAGACAAAUUGGAUAGUUGAUUUAAAAAAAGAAAAAAAAAUAGAAAUGUGUCUUUGUAUAGAUAACAGAGGAAGUGUCAAUAAAAUAAAUGAACAAAAAAUGUUUGCCCUAAUACAUUUCUCUUAUCUUUUGAUUAUACGAAUGUUAAUGUGUGAAAGAAAAUCCGUUGAAUAUAUGAUAGAAUGCGAGCAUGGAAGCGAAAGACAAUUAAUCGAUAAGUUGCAAACAAAAACCCAAGAAAACAAUCAGGAAAAUAUCAUAAAUAAAUUUAAAAAUAAAUUAGUCGAACAUCAUUAUUUUAUAGAAUCAUCAAACCUAAUAAAUUACAUGGCUUCAUUCCAAUGGAUAGAAAAAAAAAUUCUCAAAUAUCAACACAAGAUUAUCCAAAUAAAUAAAAUAAAGGUUGAGUUUAACAAAAAUUUGUUACAAACCUUACUUAAUUGUUUUAUAAUAAUAGAUCAUGAAUAUUCAAAACCCUCAUUAUCAAAAAAGAUAAUACAAAAUUAUGAAUGGAAUGAAUUAAUAUUAUACAUCAAUCAAAAUUUUAUAGAUCGUCUCACAACGUUUAACCCCCUUUUAGAAUUUGAAGAAAAGGAAAUAGAAAAACUUCAUGAGAUAAAAAAUUUGCUAAAUAUUGCACCUUUAAAAAAGAGCAAUUAUCUGAAAAAUAUGGAAGGAAUAACUACAUAUGGAAUAACCUUAUUGGAAUAUUUUAAUAAUAUAACCAUAAAUAUUUUGGAUGAAGUUUUAAAAAUAAAAGAAGGAAAAUUAAUUCCAAAUACAUAA
Molecule: messenger RNA, 2118 nt
Organism: Plasmodium yoelii
Lineage: Eukaryota; Apicomplexa; Aconoidasida; Haemosporida; Plasmodiidae
Product: conserved Plasmodium protein, unknown function
Exons: 7
Coding region: 1-2118 (705 amino acids)
Source: RefSeq, a predicted model, not a curated record